CCGUCUCUCCUUCGACAGUCAGUUUCAGUUCGAGCUCUCGUCGACCACUUCUUUGGCAAAAGCUCCUCUGCAAGACACGCGCGCCGGCCAUGAUACGCGUGAUGGUGACCGAUGGAUUAAAAUUUACAAGACGGUGAUGUGGUGGCAACACUCUGCGACAGUGCUACGAGACUGAUGACAUCGCCAAAAGGGCCACGGAAAAAUGCUGAGCCCACCUCGCCACCUUAGGCGACUUUUACUCCUGCCUGUGAUUUGGUGUUUUUCUUUCAUUUUAUUGCUGAUCAAUGUCGUGGACGGAGCGGGCGAUCUUUGGCCUCUGGACCGUCCCGACGGCAUGCCUUCCAUCCAGUCGCUCGAGGUCAUGUGCGGCAAGGACCACAUGGACGUGCACUUGACCUUCUCGCAGCCCUUCGAGGGCAUCGUCUCCUCCAAGGGGCAGCACGGCGACCCGCGCUGCGUCUACGUGCCGCCCUCCACGGGCCAGACCUUCUUCUCGUUUCGGAUCGCGUACGCCCGAUGCGGGACCAAACCCGAUUUACACGGACAGUUUUACGAAAACACGGUGGUAGUGCAAUAUGAUAAAGACUUGUUAGAAGUGUGGGACGAGGCGAAAAGACUGAGAUGUGAGUGGUUCAAUGACUACGAGAAAACUGCCUCCAAACCGCCCAUGGUCAUCGCCGACUUGGACGUCGUCCAGUUGGACUUCCGAGGUGACAACGUCGACUGCUGGAUGGAGAUCCAGCACGGGAAAGGACCAUGGGCACCGCCAGUCAGCGGAAUAGUACCAUUGGGAUCAACCCUGACCCUCGUAGUGGCCAUCAACGAUUACAGAGGAGAGUUCGACAUGCGGGUCAAAUCGUGCGUCGCGUCUGAUGGAGGAGGCCACGUCAUCCAGUUAUCGGACGAAUUCGGGUGCGUCCUCCGCCCGAAAAUGAUCAGUCGCUUCCUCAAGGCCCGCGGCGCGGACGAGCGGGCGUCUGUCAUAACUUACGCCUUCUUCCACGCUUUCAAAUUCCCGGACGCUCUGAGCGUCCACAUCAAGUGCAAGGUGGAGAUAUGCCGCCAUGGGUGUCUGGACCACUGCCAGAUCCAGCCGGAGAAGGGCGACGUGGACUCGGAGACGUACUUGGGCCCGCUGGACCGCAAGGACGACAAGCUGGAGUCCGGGGAGAAGACCGGCGAUCCGGACGUGUUGUACGAAGACGUGAUAAGUGAGGGAGGUGUCGAUGGGGUAUCUUCAGUGAAGAUGUCGCUGAACGCUCAGCUCGGCGACAGCAAGCCGAUGUCGAACAAGCCGGCCGGACUUGACGAUGAUAAAGAACUGGAUAUAACGGCAGUACCGCAUAAGGACCUCUUCCUCCUGCACGACCAGUUCCCGCACGGGCCGCGCACGUUCGAGGACCGUCCCGUGGCCGCCCCUCGCGCCUUCGACGCCGCCUCCACGCCGCCCCUCGACCGCCUCAAGCGCCGCCGCCGCUCGGUCACCGUCUCCGACCGCAAGGCCCGCAGCGCCGACGUGGGCGUCAGCGGCCUCUACGAAGUCAUCUCCGAGGCGGACCUGGCCUUCAGCCCCGACACCCGCGCCGAGGCCGUCACCGUCUUCCAGGGCCGCAUCCGCGAGGAGGUCGUCUACGGCAUCUGCAUGCCGGUGCCCGGCUUCAGCGUGCUCUUCGUCCUGGUGGCCGUCUCCGCCGUGGUGUCGGCGCUCGUCGCCGGCUCGCUGCUCUACAGGUACCAACUCCAGAAGGAGCAGCUGGCCGAGCAGGCCCGCAACGGGCCCAUCCCCAUGGGCCUGUUCUCGGGCUGGGUGGGCUGGAGGCUGCUGCGCAUGCGCGCGCACCCUGUCGCCCAGAACGGCACGGACAAGAGGGUCCGGCAGGUUAACGGUAAGACUGACGAAACGUCGCGGUGUGAAUAGUGGCGAGUGGACUUCACGGCCCUAUUUGCAGGGUUUUCAUACUCCAAAUAGAACCGUUGCACCUCUUCUAAACUUUUUUUGUUUGUUGUAUUUUACGAGAUUCAAUCAUAUUGUUUUGUUAGAUGAUAUGAAAGGGCAAAUUUGCAAUAUGAUAUGUAUAGAUGACAUUAUAUACGUACCAGGUGCACACAAAGCAGGGAACCAAGCGUUUUUUUUCAUAAACUAAUUACUUUUUUAAGUACAUGAUUACAUAAUAAAAUAAAAAACAUCAGAACAUCUGACAAACAACAAAAAGGAAACUAACAAUAAAAUACAAAAUCUUCUAGAAAGUUGGAAUUAAUUAAAGUUUUUUUGAGAAAAUAAUUUUGGUCAAAACCGCACCUCGCUAUCGUCUUUUGUUUUCGAAAUCCUAAAAAAUUCAUAUCUUUUUUAUUAUAAAAGAUACAAAUUUGAAACGAAAACAUAGUAAAAGCGCUUUUUUACAGAGAAUUUAAUAAUGCUAUCAGCAUUUUUUUUUAAUAAUACGUUUAGCUGUAAUAACAUAAAUAUGUGUUUUUUUAAAUAGAAAUCAUAGUUAGCUAUGACAUUUUCAAAAAGUUUAUUUUUUUCUGAUUUAAUAUGUCUAUUGUGAAAUAGAAUAUUUUUAAAUAAUUAAAAUAAAACAUAACAUUUCGCUUUUUGUUUUUAGUAGGCCAUGAAAAAAUUUUGGAUUUUCAAUUAAAACUAUGAAAAAUGUAUUACCCAACAAGUAUUUAUAAUUUAAUGAUUUUUUAAACACUAAUUAAUUUAAAAACCCCAUAAUAAAUUAUUAUUAAAUCAAAUUUUUGCGAUUAAUAAAAAUUAUUUGUUUUUAGAUUUAAAACGGCAAGCUUACAUUGUCAUUCUAUUUUCUAAUGAAACAUGAAAUGUCGGAAAAAGAAAUAUCUUAUUAAUUGUAUGAUUGCCUUUUAAUAAAAUUUUAUUUUACAAAAAAAGUCAAUCCAAACACCAAAAUUAAAUCCCAUCUGCGGUUAAAAAAUACAUAACAUUAUCAACGUCACCUCCAAUGCACUUCUCUAAAUCAUAAAAAAGUGUCAUAAUAUCGUAGUGACACAUCGUUUUCAAUUUUCUGCACAUUUUAUCUAAAAUUAAAAUCUGCAACGAUCGUAUAUUUGUUCAAUUGAAAAUAAUUGUAACAUAGCUUAUUUUUAUAAUUUUACAUUUUUUACUUUAAUAACUUUUCACAAAAUUUCUAUAUUAUUUACACAUUUUAUGUGAAAUAAUUUUUCCAUGGCCAACUAUUUCAAAUAUUUUAAAUAUAUUUUUUAUCAAAAGCAUAUAAAUAUAUCAAACUGUAUUUAUAUUGUUUUCAGUUCAGAAAAAAUGAAGCUUUUCGAAAAUGUCAUAGCCAACUUUAAUUCCUAUUUAAAAAAAUCAACUUUAUGUUGUUACAGCUAGAAAAAAUUAAAAAAGAUUAAAAAAUUGCUGAAAAUAUUAUUAAAUUCUCUGCAAAAAUGCAUGUAUAAUUUCUUUGUUUUAAAUGUUUAUCUUUAUUAAUAAGGAAGAUAUGAAUUUUUUAAGAUUUCGCUAAAAUGUCAACUUUUGUUUAUAAGUCGAAAAGACGAGAGCGAAAUUCGGUUUUGACCAAAAUUAUUUCUCAAAAAACGGACCCGAAAAUGUGUCACUCGUUUUUUUAACAAAAACAAUGCAAAGAAAUGACUUUAUCGUGUAUCGAAAUUGUAUUAAAAAAUGGCUAAAUUGCAAAAAUAUAAUUGGUCAGGCUCAUUAUUUCUCUUGGAUAACCCUGUAUAAUUUGCACAUUUUAAAUAUCAAAUGGCUUAGAGGAGAAUGUAACAAAUAAAUGUUUUUAUGUUGUUUGAAAGAAAAACUGUGGAGGAUUUAUACUAUAGAUCUUAUUUAUAUUUUUAUAUUUUUGCACACAAAUAUUUUAAUCGUAAUUUUUAUAUUUUUUUUAACUGAAAACUUUUGUGAAUGAAGUCUUUUUUUGUGAAGGAUGAGCAGAAAGGCCACAAAUUUUUACAUCCAAUUACAGGCACCUAAGCUAAACUUAUUUUUGUCUAAAAAAAUGCAUCUUUUUUUAUAGCACAAAAUGUUAUUCAAAAGUAAACAGUUGGACUUAGAACACUCGGUUCCAUGUUUUUUGUUCACCCUGUAUAAAUGCUAGGUUAGACUAGGGGCCGCCUACUCCUGGUUUGGAGACAGGAGGGAUCGUCGCAGGAUAAUUUUUUGACAUCCUCUCAAAACAGUAUUACGACACCCUUUAGUACGUCACGUCUGUCUGGCCCCAACUAAAAACUAAGUUAGUUUAGUAGUUGUACAUACAGAAAAGCCAAAUUUGUGUGUAAUUUGUGCGGCUUGGACCUGAAAACGGCUCAAAUAAGCUUCACAGUCAAUCAUGACAAGUUCAAAGGCUAAGCUCAAUAUGUUAGUUAGGCAAUAGUAGUUUGGAAUUAAUUUAUUAUAGAUAAGUGAGCAAACUUAAAAGUCAGAUAAUUAAAUGAAUUGUACAGUAUUAACCUUAUGAGUAUUUUAAUUAGAGUUAAUUUUAUUUUUGUUAAAACUUAGCUUAGUUGUGGUGUACAUAAUAAAUAUGGAACCAGAAUUACUGCCAGUUCGGUAUUGUUUUUUCAUUAUUUUUAUUAAGCAUUAAUCAGUAAUUCGGUUAAACUAGUUAAGCGAUUAAAUUAUUCUUCGGAUUAGAGUAGACUUCCUUUUUGUUACGUUUCUCGUAUUUAUUUCAUUCUGAUAAUUGCUCAUUUUAUGAAAACGUUAUUGUUAAUUUACGAUAUGUAAGAGGCUAUGUUCUGUGUAAAUAAUGGGAUAAAUAAAUAUAUACAAAAAUA
Molecule: messenger RNA, 4761 nt
Organism: Tribolium castaneum (red flour beetle)
Lineage: Eukaryota; Metazoa; Arthropoda; Insecta; Coleoptera; Tenebrionidae
Gene: m
Product: miniature
Exons: 6
Coding region: 203-1918 (571 amino acids)
Source: RefSeq, a predicted model, not a curated record